This is a messenger RNA of Prionailurus viverrinus (fishing cat), 2191 nucleotides long. It is a transcript of the gene MAMSTR, whose product is annotated as MEF2 activating motif and SAP domain containing transcriptional regulator. Gene Ontology annotation, biological process: regulation of transcription by RNA polymerase II. The record is from RefSeq and is a predicted model, not a curated record. The coding region runs from base 1 to 1251 and encodes 416 amino acids. Gene Ontology annotation, cellular component: nucleus. Lineage: Eukaryota; Metazoa; Chordata; Mammalia; Carnivora; Felidae. The transcript has 9 exons. Gene Ontology annotation, molecular function: transcription coregulator activity.
AUGACCCUCGCGGCUUCCUCCCAGCGCUCCCAAAUCAUUCGCUCCAAGUUCCGAUCUGUCCUCCAGCUUCGGAUCCACAGACGGUAUCAGGACCCAAGCGUCUCGGGGUCCCUCACCACCUCUUCAGUCUUGGAUCCAGAUCCGUGCGUCUCAGCCACGGGCCCUGCCCUGGCCCCAGCCUCGCCCUCGGGUCCCACUCCUUUCCUCUUCAGUCCUGGGGACCUGCUCCCUGAAUCAGAAUAUGGCCCUUGGAGGUCCCUGAAGGAGUCUCCUAAGAUCUCCCAACAUUGGAGAGAGCCCAAGCCAAAGGGGAACUUGACAUACCACCAGUACAUGCCCCCGGGGCCGAGACAACGGUCCAGGGACGACCCCCAGGCCAAAAUGUUGGCCCUGGGUCCCCCUGGACCACCUCUGUGGGAAGGGACAAACUCCCAGCAGCCACCUCCCAGGAUGAAGCCCAUCCCCCUCACUCCCUCCCCGCCUGGAGUCCCCAGCGCCUCGCCCUCUCCACACAAGUUGGAACUUCAGACCCUUAAACUGGAGGAGCUGACGGUCUCAGAGCUCCGGCAGCAGCUGCGCCUGCGGGGCCUCCCGGUGUCGGGGACUAAGUCGAUGCUCCUGGAGCGCAUGCGCGGCGGCGCCCUGCCCCGCGAGCGGCCGAAGCCGCGACGCGAGGACAGUCCCGCGAGCGCUCCCUGGCCGCGCCUCAGGCCCAAGGCUCUGGGAGCAGUCCGGCGGCCGGGCUCGCUCAAGUCAGGCCGGAGCUGUCACCCUCCGCCUCUUCCACGUGCCGCGGAAACCCAGCCGACUGCGCCGGCUCCCGCGCGGGCUCCGGCGCUGACCCCUGCCUCGGCACCAUCCACGGCGGCCCCGAGUCUGGAGGAGGAGCUGCAGGAAGCCAUCCGCAGGGCGCAGUUGCUUCCGAACCGGGGCAUUGAUGACAUCCUGGAGGAUCAGAUGGAGCCCGAUGACCAGCUGCCCCCCAUCCCCCUGGACUUCCCCGGCUCCUUCGACGUGCUGUCCCCCUCCCCAGACUCUGAAGGCCUCUCAUCUGUCUUCUCCUCCUCGCUCCCGUCCCCCACAAACUCCCCGUCGCCCUCUCCCAGGGGCCCCACGGAUUCCUUGGACUGGCUGGAGGCUCUGAGUGGGGGUCCUCUGCUAGGCUGUGGUCCCCCAGCCCCCAGCGUCUUCUCUGCUGACUUAUCUGACCCCAGUGGCACCCGGCUGUGGGACCUGCUGGUCGAUCCGUGAUGAUGGACUCUGGGGCUUCCAAGGAGGGGGCACUGGUGGGGAUGGGAAAGUCACAGAGGCAUACUCCCAAGGGAGGCGGGGGACAACCUUCAGAGCCCCUCCCACCAUGAACACAGAAUCAGAGAACACUCUCAUCCCCACGUGGCCCCUGAACGGCUGCUGACAUGCCGUCGGCCAGACUCUUGUCUGCCUGACCUCCGUAUGAUCUCCUCCAUGGCUGUGUGGUCCGUGUCCUUUGCUGCUGGCCAGGGCCAACAAACUGCUUGCUCCUUCCUUCAGAGACCUCAUGAUGUCUUUGUUCCCACCUUCUUCCCCCGCCCCCCCCCCCCCACCCUCUGUGCCACCUACUAGAUGGUUCCCUGGGGCUGGGGAGUCUGGAAGGCGGUCUGUGCUUACGGGAUGUAAGGAGAGGAGCAAGGAAGAGUCGGGAGGGAGAAUGGGGAGCCAGACCCUUGGCUUCCGGUUGGAAGUGAGAAUAUCAACGUGUCGUGUCCGAGGUCAGAUUCCCUUGGAAGAAGAGCCCGAGACAAGACUCAUGUGCCCCCUGAUUCAUGAGAUAAAUGCUCUGAGGAGAAACCAAAAGGGAGCAGAGAACACUGGACAGAGAAGGGGGAAGAUUCGCAAGAGUGUGACGUCAGGUGAAGUCCCAACCUCAACUGGGCCCCGUGGGGAGCUCUGGAGGAUAAAUUAAGCUUCAGUGUGUCCUACCCUGAGGCCAAGGGAGUUAGGCUUUUGAAGCUGAGGGAGAUCCGCACCCCCCACCCCUUUUUUAUUGCUGAAUAACAAGCCAUCCCCAAAGUUAGAGUCUCAAAAUAAUAACUAUGAUCACUCACAAUUCCACUGAGUGGCUCAGCAAGGCGAUUCUUUGGGGUUGAAGUCAUUUUUUUUUUUUUUUUUAAGAGAGUGGGAGCGGGGGAGAGUGGCAGAGGAGGAGAGAGAG